CUUUUUUUUUCUCUUUUCUGCAGCAUCAGUACCGAGGACGCACAAGCACACUGUGAAAAAAAGGACAAAACGGGGGGAAAAGAUCAUUCCUUUUUUUAAAAAAAGAAAACAACAACACUCAAGCCCUUCUUUAAGGAAAGAAAGAAAACAGGACAUUUGUAAAGAGAAAGGAGGAGUCCGGGGGGGAAAAGCGUCGGACGCGUCAAGAAGAGCUGGAAAAGCCGCUUUCUUUCCAUUCUUUUUCUUUUUUUGGUAGCCAGCGCACCACGGCGGGGGAACGAUGAAGGACCGCACACAGGAACUGCGGAGUGCUAAGGACAGCGAUGAUGAUGAGGAAGUUGUUCACAUCGACCGAGGAAACUUUAUGGAUGAGUUCUUCGAGCAGGUGGAGGAGAUUCGCGGCUGCAUUGAGAAGCUGUCGGAGGACGUGGAGCAGGUGAAGAAACAGCACAGCGCCAUACUGGCCGCUCCCAAUCCUGAUGAGAAAACCAAGCAGGAGUUGGAGGAUCUCACAGCUGACAUUAAGAAGACAGCCAAUAAAGUACGCUUAAAAUUAAAAGCAAUCGAGCAGAGCAUUGAACAGGAGGAGGUGAUGAACAGAUCAUCGGCAGACCUGCGAAUCCGCAAGACACAGCAUUCCACCCUGUCACGCAAGUUUGUGGAGGUGAUGACCGAGUACAACACGACGCAGUCCAAAUACAGAGACCGCUGCAAAGACCGCAUUCAGAGACAGCUGGAGAUCACUGGAAGAACAACCACCAAUGAAGAGCUGGAGGACAUGCUGGAGAGCGGGAAACUCGCCGUCUUCACCGAUGAUAUUAAGAUGGACUCCCAGAUGACCAAGCAGGCCCUGAACGAGAUCGAAACUCGUCACACAGAGAUCAUCAAACUGGAGAACAGCAUCCGCGAGCUGCACGACAUGUUUGUGGACAUGGCCAUGCUGGUGGAGAGCCAGGGGGAGAUGAUUGACAGAAUUGAGUAUAACGUGGAACAUUCGGUGGAUUACGUAGAGCGAGCUGUUUCCGACACCAAGAAGGCUGUUAAAUACCAGAGUCAGGCACGCAAGAAAAAAAUCAUGAUCAUCAUCUGCUGCGUAAUCUUGGGUGUGGUCUUGGCGUCCACUAUCGGAGGAACUCUGGGCUUCUAGACUCACCAAUCGCAGACGAAGAGGAGCAAAUACACCAGACAUAUAUAUAUAUCACACCGCUAGGAGAUACAGAAACUCCUGUCGGGUUAUAAAUCACACAAAAACAAAAACACACCAAAAAAAACAAAAAACAAAAGCAUAACUAGUGGAUUAAACCAUAUACGAGAAGAGAAGGGAUCGAAUAAAUCAAUAAACAUUCUAUUUACACACUGUACAUGUAAAUGUAUUGAACAGGAGAAACAGCACAUGGGUUUAAAAACCUGUACAAAUAUAAUGCUCUUCAUUUGCUUCUUCUUUUUUUUUGUAGUUUUUUUUUUUUUGUAGUUUUUUUCUUUUCUUUUCACUUGUUUGGAAGCAUUUAAUUUUUUUCCAGGUGUUUAUUCCAGGACAGCGCCAUCGGCUAUGUUUCCUUACAACGUUUAGAUCGUGUACUUCCUCUCAAGGGUAUGUCAGAAAAUGAAACUGAAUAGCGGUCAUGGUUUCGUCAGGAGGGACUCCCUACAGCCGUCAGCCGUCAAUCACUUCCUACACCCGCACAGCGCUUCAUACACCCGCACAGCGCUUCAUACACCCGCACAGCGCUGCAUACACCCGCACAGCGCUUCCUACACCCGCACAGCGCUUCCUACACCCGCACAGCGCUUCAUACAGCCGCACAGCGCUUCAUACAGCCGCACAGCGCUUCAUACAGCUGCACAGCGCUUCAUCUCAAUCAGACAAAACUAGUCUUCAAAAAUUCAGGCAGGAAAAAAAGAUAAAGGUGUUAAAUGGACAUGGAGGAGUGAGUGAGCAUGCCUGUAAACUAACACACACACACACACACACACACACACACACACGUGCGUAACACGCCACUAGGAGAGACGUGUCAAACUAUGCAGCUUUCAUACAGAGACAAACCUGCUUUUAAUAUCCUUUAAUGUGGAGAGUAAAAUCCGUUAUAAAUAAAAAUGAACAUUUAUUGUAGGGAAUGUUAACAGAUUAGCACGUGACUAGAUUCAAGUUUGUUAAUAUUUCAGUGAUUUGUGAUUUAUAUAUGCAACACCACUGCUGCUUUAUUAUUUUUGCAGAUUUUAACCCUGAAAUAGUGACAUCACUUUUUGUUUCUUUUGUGCUGUUUAAUAACUAUUUAUUUAUUUAUUUAUUUUGCUAUCAUCUCUGAGUAGCUUAAACGUUGUUUUAACUCCUAAAGACUUAAAAGAAUUUCGGCUGCGUCCCAAAUUCUCAGCUACACCCUACGCAGGGAACUUAUAUAAGUAGAACACGCCCACUCUUCCACCAAUCAGAUGAGACAUGUUCAAACGCUACACUCAAGGACUUAUCGGUGUCCAUCAGAAAAGGAAGGUUGUUACUGGUGUAGACCGGGCGUUCAUCUUUUCUCUCAGUUCAUCUUCCUCAAACCCGACACGAACUACUAAAACCUCGCCAAAGACCGCCUCUGAUUGGCUGACGCGUGUACACAUCAGCGUGAGUUAAGCUCUGGUGUGCUUUUAUUUAAACGGAUGACGGAGCGUAAUGUCCAUCAACACAUUGUUCUCUUUGAUAUAAAUAUGAUGGUGUGCUUUUUUUUCAGUUUUUUUUUUUGAAGAAUAACAAAAAGGCCUGUGUGUACAUGAAGCUCCGCCUCCAACACCUCCCAUAACUGAAAGGAACCGCCCCAUAUUUCAGGUACAGGCACUAAAAAAAACCCGUCGGGAGCUCGAUCCGAGGAAAAGAACUUUAAAUCAGCGGUGUUGCGUCCGGACUGUGGAGUGUAAAACACGGCUGCAGCGAUGAAUUCAGCUACAUGAUAUUAUAUUAUAUUAUAUUAUAAACGUGAUAAAAUGUGAGAAUAAUUGUAAAAGCUCCAGUCCACAUGGAGUGCACUUCGAGUCCCUCCGUUCGAAACGCGACCCUCGCUUUGCUUUAUGGUGUGUAUGAUAUUAGCGUGUUUGCGUUACUGUAAUAUGGUGUGUGUUAUAUCUCACUGCAGCAUGGUUUAGUCGUGUGUGUCGAGUGUCCGAUCACGUACAUGUACGGGGUUCAAUAUGCGCGUUGUCGUCCUCGCUGUUUAUUUUUACUCUUUGUCAAAAAGGCAUGCAGCGUCUGAUUGGUCGGUUUUUGCAUGAUGAUUUAUUGAUCAAGUGUGCACUUUACAGUCCGAGAACACACACCAUCACACAGGUCAGCUUUUACCUACAAGGCUGUGAUGGGGGGGGGGGG
This is a messenger RNA of Ictalurus punctatus (channel catfish), 3349 nucleotides long. It is a transcript of the gene stx1b, whose product is annotated as syntaxin 1B. NCBI's taxonomy places the organism in Eukaryota, Metazoa, Chordata, Actinopteri, Siluriformes, Ictaluridae. The record is from RefSeq and is a predicted model, not a curated record. The coding region runs from base 281 to 1147 and encodes 288 amino acids. Gene Ontology annotation, cellular component: endomembrane system; SNARE complex; plasma membrane. Gene Ontology annotation, biological process: exocytic insertion of neurotransmitter receptor to postsynaptic membrane; intracellular protein transport; vesicle fusion. The transcript is spliced from 10 exons. Gene Ontology annotation, molecular function: SNARE binding; SNAP receptor activity.